Phaeodactylum tricornutum CCAP 1055/1 is the source of this 345-nucleotide messenger RNA. RefSeq lists its product with no specific name. The record is from RefSeq and is a predicted model, not a curated record. Lineage: Eukaryota; Bacillariophyta; Bacillariophyceae; Surirellales; Neidiaceae. The transcript has 2 exons. The coding region runs from base 1 to 345 and encodes 114 amino acids.
AUGUGGACUACGGCAUCCCGGGCGUUCCGACCGGUCGUGCGGGUAGCCUGGGCUCGGAACACGGCCACUCGUCAGUUCAGCACCGCCAAUGGGCCGGAUACGACCAUCGUACAAACCUGUCAACAAAAGAUUCAAGACGCCUUGUCCGCCACCGAUGUCAAAGUUACCGGCGCGUAUGAUGAUCCCAACGGAUCGCACAUUUCCAUCGAAGUAGUCGCCGAAGCCUUUGCCGGGAAACGACCCGUUCAGCGUCAACAAAUGGUUUACAAGGCGAUUUGGGAGGAACUAAAGGGGCCCGUGCACGCCGUGGACGCCAUGAUUUGUAAGACCCCGGACGAAGUAUAA